AUGUCCGUCUCUUUCAUCUACAAUUUACAAUACAUUCUCUUCCUCUCUAGCUCCCUCUUCCCCCCCCACUCACUGUCUCUCUCUCUCUCUCUCUCUCUCUCUCUCUCUCUCUCUCUCUCUCUCUCUUUCAUUUUAAUUUUUUUUUUUUUUACUUUCUCCCACCGCCACUGCCUUUUUUUUUCUUACUUUCUUUUUCUUUCUUUUUUUUUCUUCUUUUUUCUGUCCCUUUCUCUCUUUCUUUCUUCCGUCUUUUCUUUUCUCUCGCUCUGUCGUGUUCUUUCAUUCCAUAUAAGCCUUUGUAUUCUUUCUUUCUUUCCAUCUUUCUUUAUUUUUUCUUCCUUUCUUUCUUUCUUUCUUUUUGGCAUUACUUUCAUUUUCCUUCAUAUCAUCCUUUUUUUUCUUUCUUUCUUUUUCUUCUUUCUUUCUUUCUUUUUUUCUUCUGUUCGGUUUCUUUCUCUAACCAUAGCAUUUGCUUUUAUUUCAUGUACAGCUUUCUUUGUUUUUUUGUUUUUUUUUUCUUAUCUUUUUUCUAUCUAUUCCUUUUCAUCCGCUUGUUCAUUUUCUUUCAUUCUAUGUACGAUUUUGGUUUCUUUCUGUUCUCCCCAUUUUUUCUUCCUUUGUCUCAUUCUUUAUCCAUCUUUCUUUUCUCUCGUCUUAAUAUUUGCUUUCAUUACAUAUAAACUAUUUUCUCUGAAUAUUUAUUGUUCUGACUCUUCUUAUUCUCUCGAUCAUACAUUUUCCUUCAUUCUACUUACGCCUUUGUUUUCUUUCUUCCUUCCUUCCUUUCUUUCUUUCUUUGGUUCAUUCUUUCUUUCUUUCUUUCUUUCUUUCUUUUGUUCUUUCUUUCUUUUGUUCAUUCUUUCUUUCUUCCUUUCUUUCUUCCUUUCUUCUUUUCUUUCUUUUGUUCUUUCUUUCUUCCUUCCUUUCUUUCUUUCUUUCUUUGUUCAUUCUUUCUUUCUUUCUUCUUAG
Acanthosepion pharaonis is the source of this 969-nucleotide messenger RNA. The record is from the annotation of a GenBank genome assembly. NCBI's taxonomy places the organism in Eukaryota, Metazoa, Mollusca, Cephalopoda, Sepiida, Sepiidae.